Salvia hispanica is the source of this 1043-nucleotide messenger RNA. Its product is annotated as transcription factor bHLH104-like. Lineage: Eukaryota; Viridiplantae; Streptophyta; Magnoliopsida; Lamiales; Lamiaceae. The record is from RefSeq and is a predicted model, not a curated record. Gene Ontology annotation, molecular function: protein dimerization activity; DNA-binding transcription factor activity. Gene Ontology annotation, biological process: intracellular iron ion homeostasis; regulation of DNA-templated transcription.
UUCACCCUCAAAUUAAUUGCCAUCAAUCCAUUUUCCCCUCAAAAGUUUGAAAUCGAAGUCGAAAUCGCAAUCAAAAUCCCCAAUUAUUAAUUUGACUCGCCCACCCCAAUUCUUUGCCCUAAUCACACGUGAUUGUGAUGAUGAAUGGCUAUGCACAUCACGUGGAUUCACUCGACGAGAAUUGCUGGACCGAGUUAAUCGAUUACAGCUUCCUCUUGGACGACGCCGUCCCGGCCGCGGACCUUUAUUUGAACCCUCAGCCACCGCCGCAAAAUGCUUGCGUGACGAAUGAUGUGUCGUUUAGUGGAACUACAUCACAUAUCAGUGAUUCUGUGGAAGAGCGAGAAAACCCAAAAAAGAGGGGUCGCAGUCAACAGUGUGGUGGAACAGGAAACAAAGCAUGCCGUGAGAGAAUGAGGAGAGAAAAAUUGAACGACAGGUUUACAGAGUUGUCUGCUACGCUAGAACCUGGGAGACCUGCAAAAACUGACAAACUGGCCAUACUAGGUGAUGCCAUCAGAGUUCUAAACCAGCUAAAAACUGAAUCGGAGGAGUAUAAAGAGAUGAACGAGAAGCUUUUAGAAGAGAUAAAAACUUUGAAGGCUGAGAAAAAUGAACUUCGUGAAGAGAAGUUAGUGCUCAAGACAGAUAAAGAGAGGAUGGAGCAGCAACUGAAAAGCAUGGCUGUUCCUCCUGCCGGUUUCAUGCAUGCACAUCCGCAGGUAUACCCUGCUGCCCCAAAACAGAUGCCAAUGUACCCUGGCUACAGUCUCGUACCAAUGUGGCAGUACCUACCUCCGUCUGCUCGUGACACAUCUCAAGAUCAUGAGCUCAGGCCACCUGCUGCUUGAUUUUGUGUGCGAUGAUGCUCCUUAUAAGCUUGAUCACGCAGUUGAGAAUUUUUCUGCCUGACAUGCUUGUAAAUACAAAAUCAGAAAUGCUCGCGAGUUGAUUUUAUAUUGGUUUUAGAUCUCUUGCUUCUAAUGCUGUUUUGAACAAAUUUUGAGUACUAAAUAAGUUGAAAGAUUUCUUUUUGACGGAAA